AUGGACGCGCCCGGUGAGCCGCCCUCGGCGCCCAGCGCCGCCGCGGCAGCGGGACGGGGCCGCAGCCCGCAGGCGGCCGCCGAGGAAGAAGAGGCGGCGGCGGCCGGGAGCGCGGAGAUCGACGAUUUUCCGCGGCCGCCCCCCGAGCUGGCGGCGGCCGGGAGCGCGGGGCAGGCGGCCGCUCUCGGAGCCAAGAGCGGAGCCCGCGGCACGGCGGAUGCCGGCGCGCCGCCGGGCCGGGCUGCGAGCCCAGCACCCUCGGGCUGCCAAGGCCGGCGGCGGGAUCGCCCUUCUUCCGCGGGCGCGGCGGCGGGAUGCGGCGCUGGCUCCGGCUGCGGCCCCGGGAAGGCGGCGGGGAGCGCCGGGUCCCCGUGCGCCACCCCCGCGGGGCAGCCGGACGCGGCGGGCUGCCCGGAGUCCUCCUCCUCCUCGUGCCCUUCGCCGGCGAACAAGGCGGGCGGCUUUGCCCAGACGGGCGACCCGAGCAGCGGCGGCGGCGAGGCGCACUACAUCAGCACGCACGAAAUCCAGCUCAGCGAGGUGGAGCACGACAUGGACUUCGACGCGGGGCUGGCCGCCCGCUGGGACUUCGAGGACAACAACGUGAUCUACUCCUUCGUGGACUACGCCUCCUUCGGGAGCGACGAGACCCUCGGGGACACGCAGACGGAGGAGGACAAUAGCUGCUACCUGAGCACGACCACCAGCGACCCCAAUAAUCGGACGGACAGUAUCGAUAACACCAGCAGCACGGAGAUCGUCAGCAUUAAUUCGGAAAACGAUACCCCCGGCACGGACAAGUGCGCCAGCUCGGAAGAAAGUCAGUCCAAGCAGCCCAGCGACACGGGUGAGAAUCCCGCGGGCCAGAUUCUCCUAUCAAUCAAACCGACUUCCAGGGCUAUAAAUGAGUCUAGCAACGUGCGCGAAAAGCAAAACAUUAUUUAUGCUGCCAAGCAUGAAGGCGACAUGAGCCUCCGUGUCUCCACAGCUCCUGAACGCAAUUCAAGUUUAAAACAAGAUGCGAUCCAUGACCAUGCAAAAAAAUUUAUUGCGGUCCCCGCGCGUCUGCAAACCAGGUGUGGAGCCAUAAGGGCAAAGGAAGUGGGGGAAUACUCGAGCGGCGCCUCCAGCGCCGUCAGCGAGCUGGACGAUGCCGACAAAGAAGUGCGAAACCUGACUGCCAGGGCUUUCCGCAGCCUGGCGUACCCCUACUUCGAUACCCUCAACUUCAGCUCCAGAGCCUCUUCUGCCUCCCUGUCGGACCAUGCCCUGGGCAUCAACCGCUGGUCCACUUACUUGGACCUCAAAUGCAGCAGCUUGGGGCCGAAAGCCGAGCAGAGCCUGCUCCGCGGCCCCGGCCCCGGCGGCGGGCAGCUCUGCGUCCGCUCCAACAGGUCGCAGACGAAAGCUCUCGAGUUCGUGGUCAGCAAGCUCGACGGGGAGAUCACGCACGUGGAGGCGCCGCCGCCGCCGGCGGGCGCCCGGGCGCUGAGCCCGCUCAAGAAGUCCAGAUUCGCCUCCAGCCUCCUCAAAAAUGUCAUCUCCAAGAAGAUGCAGCUGGAGCACGAGUUCAAGAUGGAGCGCGGCGAGAUCACGGACACCUCGCACACGGGCGCGGCGGGCGGCAGCCGGGAGCCGGAGCCCGGCGGCGGCGGCAGCGGCCGGGAGAGGCCGCGGGAGGGCGGCGUGCAGCGGCAGAGCUCCCGGCACUCCGAGGGCAGCUCCGACUACACCGUGGUGACGGCGGAGGAGGCGGCGGAGCCGGGCGGCAGCAGGUCGCCGGCGUCCAAGGCGUCGACGCCCCGCGAGGGGGGCCGCGGCCUGGAGAGAGCCCCGUGCGAGGCACGCCCGGAGGAGGCGAGCGAGGCGAGGAGGGGCGCCGCGGAGGCCGCCAGGGCCACCUUCCUGCGCAGCCACAACAGCGCUUUCAGGUCCUGGAAGGAGAGGGAGGCGGAGAGGCAGGAGGAGAGGGCGCCCGCCGGGAAGCCGAAACUCCCCUGCCGGCAUGACUGGCGGGCCGACCUGGGCGAGCUCUCGGCCGGCAAGUCCACCAGGAUGUCGCGGCUCUUCGUGCCCACCAUCCAGCACGCCCCCAAGGAGAAGGAGCCCGGCAAGCAGGCGACCAAGUGCUCGGCGGCCGCCCCGGCUCCCGCCAAGCCCAGGGCGCCCGAGAUCAAGAUCAGCCUGGGCAGCGUGCAGCAGCCGCGGGCGCCGCCGUUCAGCAUCGCGCAGCUGCUCACGCCGCAGAUCGCCCCCGCCGCCCUCCCGCGGGCGCCGCAGCAGAGGCCGCCGAAGAGCGACGGCUCCGACAAGGUGCCGCAGUUCCUGGUGCGCGACGUGAGGGACGGCAAGCACAAACCGCAGGGGCCCCUCCACCAGGUGAGGGACGUGAGGAAGCUCCUCAAGAGCUCCUACAGCUGCGACUCGGGCGAUAACAGCAGCGACAAGGGCAGCGUCGCCUCCGACCAGGGCGGCUGCGAGCAGAAGCCCCGGCAGCUGGUCAUCGCCGGCAUCCCGCGGGCGCUGUCCCCCGUGGUCAUCACCUGCCAGGCCGUCAGCAGCGGCGGCACCCAGGCCCCCGAGGCGGCGGGCAGAGCCCCGGCGGGCAGGGCGCUCGCCUGCCCGCCGGAAGGCACCGUCCUGGUGCACCGCACCUCGGGGCGGCUGCCCGUGGCCACCAUCGCCCCCAACAAGAGCGACCCGCGGCAGCCGGCCGUGCUGAAGAUCGUCUCCAAAUCUGCCGCGCCCUGGCGACACCAGCCCCCGCCGCCCGCCGACAAGGGCCGAGCGGCGGCGGGCGGCGGCGAGGAGGAGCAGCCGCGGGACGAGAGCAAGGCGGCGCCGGUGCCCGACGCGCUGCAGAAGCUGACGGCGGCGGUGCGCAGCAUGGAGCAGCUCUACACCUUCGACAAGCGCGAGUGGAAGCGCAAGAGCGACCCGCUGCCCAUCACCGGCAGCCACGUCCUCUCCCUCAUCGCCAGCGAGGAGCGCUGCGCCGCCCCGCCGCCGCCCCCCGCCGCAGCCGCCGCCGAGCCGCCCCCGGCGGAGGGGCGGGCGGCCAAGGGCCCCGCGGCGCCGGGCGCCGAGCGCCUGCCGCGCCGCGCCUCCCACCCGGCGGCCGCCGACAAGGUGUCGGCCAGGGCGGCCGCCUUCGAGAGCCUGGCUCGGCAGCGGUACCAGCAGGCGCUGCCCUUGGCCGCGCUGCCCGGCGCGCCGCCGCCGCUGCUCUGCUUCUCGCCCUCCGUGGCGGCGGCGGCGGCGGCGGAGCCGUUCCCGCAGACGCAGCGCAGGGUGCUGCUGGACAUGAGCACGGGGCAGUACUACCUGGUGGAGGCGCCCGUGCCGCAGCCCCUCAAGCGGCGGCUCUUCGACCCCGAGACCGGGCAGUACGUGGAGGUGCCGGUGCCGCCGCCGCCCGCCGUCCCGCUGCCCCUCUCGCCCUUCGCCCUCAGCGCCGGGGCCUACGGCGCCGCCUACAUGCUGUGCCCGGGCUUCCUGCCCGCCGUCCCGCCGCCGCCGCUCUCCCGCGCCGGCAGCGAGGCCAGCGCCGCGGCCGAGGCCGGCAGCCCCGGGGCGCCGGCGGAGGCGGCCUUCGCCGAGAGCCCCUACUACGCGCCCACGGGCAAAGGGCCGCCCGCGGCGGCGGCGGCGGCGGGGCAGCGCGGCGCGGCCGAGGCGAAGCCGCUCGUGAGCAUCAGCGCGCCGGCGGCGGGGCCGCGCCUCGUCGCGCCGCCCUCCUUCGACGGCACCACCGUGCGCUUCGUGCUGGAGCACCGCUGAGGAGCCGCCGGAUUAAGGAAGAUGAAUCACCCUCCUUUAAUCUGGAAUACACUUGGUAACUCUAAAUAGUCAUCCUAAAAACCGCUUCUACAGUUUUCUCAUUUUUUGCUUCAUACAAAGCAAGUGUGCACAAAUUGAAAUUGCCUUCAGGAUGAAAUGCACUGCAAGUAUACAGAUAGUGAGUGAUUUAGUGUAUAUCUUCUCAUUUAUCUUCGUCGUUGUGGAAAUCAAAUGAAAAAAUAAUAUUCUAACCCUAAAGAACUUGAAGUGCCCAGUUAGAACAUAGAGUGUGUAAAUUGAAUCCCUAUGCUCUUCAAUCAUAUUGUCUGCAGUUAUACCAGGAUUCUGACUAAACACCUCUUAAAGAAAAUGAAUGCUGCUUCUCUUUUUUUAAGACCGAUAAGCCUAUAUUUGCUAAGAAUAGAAUAUCCGUGUUAAACAAAACAGUACUUCGAACUGCAGGACAGUGCAGGUACCGGCGUAGAUUUUCCAUAGUGACGUAAAUGUAUAUGGUACAUACAUUAUAAUACUAGCAUCUGUGUUUAAAAACAUUAGUGCUGUAUCUUUUCCAAUAUCGGUGCUCGGAGCCAAGUUUCAGCUUGCAGUUUACAAGAUAUAGGUUUGCACACACAGACUCAGGGUUUACAGUUUCACCCGGUGUACUUGAAAGGAAAAAUUGUAUAGAAAACAGAUGUCCUCUAUUGCAACAUAUAUUAGUUGAAGGAAAAUUUCAUAGUUUUUUUUUUCUUUUUUUUUUUUUUUUUUUUAUCUGCCUGUAGAGGUGAAAGCAAUGACAUGAGGCAAUACCAACAGCUAUUUAUUUUCUCAGGGGGAUUUCUUCAGCAGAAUGUGUCAAUCCUAAUGUCAAAUAAUGUUUGCUUGAUUUUUGUCUAUUAUUAAACAGACUUCAUGUUUGCACAAAAGGGUCAGCUUUGCAAGGUGCUGAGCUUCGCAGACCUUCAGACAUACCUGUAACUUCAAAUAUCUGGGCAGAUUCCUGUUGACUUCAGUGGAACCGUUGAUUUUUUUUUUCUGUCCACCGAUUCAGUGCUUUGCUGAACUUGGUCCGAAGCAUUCAGUGCCAUGCAGAAUCGAGUCCCAGGUUCUUAACAUGAUACCUGUAAAAACAGAACUCUGGGCUAGAGUCUAACAGGACAGACAUUGCCACAAAAGGUUGCUAGACAAAUCCAGUAAUAUGGUGCUCCUCCGCGUAUACCCAGUGGUGACUUUCUCAAACUAAUGGGGUGAUGUGUAACCACAUAUCUUGGAUUGGAAUCGAGCCCUCUGCCAGGGUUCACAAGCUGCUAGUAUUAUAUGUUUCACGGUGCAGUCCUAGUACGUUACAGUUGAAAUUCACCCUGUGCGUAAAGCAGGGCAAAUCCUGCACGCCACUCAGGUUCCACCGCAGCCCUGCGGUCAUGAGUCAAAGUCUACAGUAGCUGGUCACUGCCUUCAGCAGAUUUUACGUCAGGAUCUAUUUAAAAAUGUCAGUGGGACUGGGGUGAUGUAUGAGUCUCGUUCUGGGCUUUUGCAGAAGGGUCGGUUUCAUUUGGUUAAAAUUAAUCUUAUAUUUCACUCACUUGGUGAAUGAUUUAAAUUGUAUUUAUGGAUUGUGUGUUUUUUCCUGUCUGCCUUCAGAGAUGCCUUUACUAUCUUGUGUUAAUGGCCAAAGUGUCAUUCCUUGUUCUUAUAAAUUGCCGUUAACUUGUGGCUACCUGAGAACACGUACAAUACUUUUAAAAUGCUUGUGUUGAAGGUGAUCCUUUCUUCUCCUUCUUUUUGUGUUUUUCCUUUUUUCUUUUUUUUUCUUUUUUCUUUUCCUUUUGUAAGGGGGUGGGUUAUCAGCAUAAAGAUAUUUAAAAGUGCAAGUGUGAAGUACGGAUAAUGAUUGUUAGGAGAAUGUGGGUGGUAUGUUUGGUGAGAGAGCAGUGGGUUAUAUGGCAAAGGGUAAACUGCUGUGAAAGCACUGUGUGGAUAACGGGUUAUUGCCUGUGGAAAAAAAGAAGAGAGAGCACUGGAGAAAAAAUGACUCUCUGAGCUGCUUUCAACAUAGACAACAUUGUGGCAAGUUCCUAGCUGAAGUCUGAAGUUGAUCCCGUUGCAGAAUGCCGUGAGCUUGGAAUUUAAGGACAGCGGAAUUGCACUAACGGUGUGUUGCACAUCAAGAACCCUUACUUAGAUGAGGAUCAUGUGAAAAGAGACUGUUUGAAACCGUUGAAUACCAAAGUUUGUAACUGAAGGAGUAAGCAUUUGUAUUACUUUUUUUGAAUGUUAUGACAAAUAAAAUGUAUUUUUCAGUAAAAGACA
This is a messenger RNA of Rhea pennata, 6087 nucleotides long. RefSeq names its product chromosome 4 C4orf54 homolog (gene C4H4orf54). The record is from RefSeq and is a predicted model, not a curated record. The transcript has 6 exons. Lineage: Eukaryota; Metazoa; Chordata; Aves; Rheiformes; Rheidae. The coding region runs from base 1 to 3780 and encodes 1259 amino acids.